Racocetra fulgida is the source of this 513-nucleotide messenger RNA. Lineage: Eukaryota; Fungi; Glomeromycota; Glomeromycetes; Diversisporales; Gigasporaceae. The record is from the annotation of a GenBank genome assembly.
AUGUCUAUCCAGUUAAUUAAAUUCUCUGGAGUUGCUGCUGGAGAAGCCUGUACUAUUGUAUUACGUGGAGCUACGAACCAAUUAUUAGACGAAGCAGAGAGAUCUUUACACGAUGCAUUAAGUGUACUGACACAAACUGUAAAAGAAACACGUACAGUGCUCGGUGGUGGUUGUUCUGAAAUGCUUAUGUCUAAAGCGGUCGAAGAAAAAGCUAAGAAAACAGCUGGUAAGAAAGCUAUUGCUGUGGAAUCUUUCGCAAAGGCUUUGAGGCAGAUUCCCAUCAUUUUGGCUGAUAAUGCUGGUUAUGACAGUGCAGAUCUUGUUGCCAGAUUACGUGCAGCACAUUAUGAGGGAAAGUCUACAUUUGGCUUAGAUAUGCGAGAAAUUGGAAUUACAGAAUCAUACAAACUUAAACGCCAAGUAUUACUUAGUGCAUCAGAAGCCGCAGAGAUGAUUAUACGUGUUGAUGAUAUUAUUCGAUGUGCACCAAGGUUUGACUUAUUUUAUAAUUAA